CGAGGGGCAAGAGCAAUGCUGAACUUGGCGACGUGAUCCCGUCGAGUGUGCAGCAUUAAAGACAUCCUGGCCAUCAAAUGGAGGAGCAGAGUGCAGUUGGAGAUGAAGCAGAGAGGGCGGCUGCAGGCACAGGCACAGGCACAGGCCACAUGGCCAAAGGGGACACUCCAAGCAUAUGCACAGUGAGCCUUUUUGCUGGUGACAAUCCCCUCAUUGGAGAAGCGGUUCUUCCCCUAGACCCUUCAAGAGACGAUGUGUCUACUGCAGCCAGUGGCAGUGUGGAGGAGCAAAGUGUCCCUGGAAGAGAUUCACCUGUAGUCAGUGUACGGUCCAAGAUAAGUUACCGGUCCAUGAAACCUCCAUUGACAUUAACACAGGAACUGAAAAAAUCCCAGACAGCAGAGUGUCCAGCAGUUCUCUGUGAUGUUUGCCCCAAGACGGCGAUUAAAUCCUGCAUGACCUGCAUGGCCUCCUUCUGUGGGGACCAUGUAAAGUCUCACUACACCGUCCCAGCUCUGCAGAGACACAGGCUGGUGGAGGCCACUGAAGACCUGGAGCAGAGGCUGUGCCAACGUCACAACAGAGAACUGGAGCUGUACUGCACCACUGACCAGACUGCUAUAUGUGCUCUAUGUGGGGUAACGGAGCACAGUGGACAUUGUAUAACAGACUUUGAACCCGGAAAAUGCAAGGUACAGGAGAGGAAGGAAGCAACAGCAGAUGCACCUCCUGCUGUGACGGACCUUUGUGUCAAGUCCAACAUUCCUCCUCCUGAGAAUCUGAGCUGUGUUGAGACGGGUCUGACAUCGCUGUCGGUGUCUUGGAGUGAACCAGCUGGAGUGGACCAUGCCUCAUACCUGCUGACCCUCUACGCUGAUAGAACAUGUCUGUGGGCAACUACUGUCAGCUCCCUUCAGCACAGCUUCUCUGGAUUGGACAUCGGGAGGGAGUACACCAUCAGUGUCUCCACUGUGUUAGAAAACAGGCAAAGCUCACCUGUCUGUACCUCCAUCACAACACCCUUUCCAGUACCAGAGGAUGUGAUUGUGGGUUCAGUGACUCCAACAUCUGCAGUUCUCAGCUGGAGCCUACAGCAGGGGAUGCAGCAGAUUCCACACAAGUUCCUGUUCUACUACUGCAGUAAAGGGACUAAACCCCAGACCAUCUCUACAGAGUCAUGCAGCGCGACUCUUACAGGCCUGCAGCCAGACACUCGGUACACUGCCAGUGUUUACUGUGAGCUUGAAGACGGGAGAAGAAUGGAAGCUUCUUCAAUCAUUAUUUUAACAGCUGUGCCUACUCCUGGGCCCAUUGAGGUCACCUCAGUGACGCCAGACUCUGUGUGCGUGUGCUGGGGACCUCCUGUGGGGUUCCCUGGACCCCAUACAUUUAGGGUCGCAUGGCGGCCAGGUGACACCAUCGAGGUUCAAGAAAUGAAACUACAGGUCAAAAACCUCUACGCAGGACACACCUACACGUUCACUGUGGCCACAAUCGGAAACAGUGGCCGGCAAAGUCCAUGUGUCUCUGCAACCAUUACCACAGGUAUCCCCCCGCCCGAGGAGCUCACUGCAGUGACGGGGGUUGGAUCAGUAUCAGUGACAUGGAGGGAGCCAGUGGCAGUCCACCAGGCAUCGUACCUACUGAAACUCCACGGUGGUGGGAGAUGUCUGGAGACCACGUCUGUCCAGUCUCUGCAGCACAGCUUCCAUGGCCUGAGCGCUGGCAGAGAAUACUACAUCACGGCCUGCACCGUAGUGGGCGACAGGUGGAGCAAGCUGGCAACCAUUACCAUCAGAAUGGGUAGCCUUACUCCCACGGACUUGUCUGUGGCUGUGGAUCGAGCAGGACCAGGUGACCAGUGGAAAGCGGAUCUCAGCUGGAGCCUACAGCAGGGGAUGGACCAAGGUCCACACAAGUUCCUGAUCUCCUACUGCAGGGAAGGGGCUGAACCCCAGACCAUCUCUACAGAGUCCUGCAGCACAACCCUUACAGGCCUGCAGCCAGACACUCAGUACACUGCCAGUGUCUGCAUUGAUACCCAUAGUGGAGCUGGAGCGAAGACUGCCACUGUGUCUACCACUUUCCACACAAGUGAGUGGAGGAUUGUGCUUCUUGGCAAAUCCGGGGACGGGAAAAGCAGCACCGGCAACACCAUCCUGGGAGAGGAGGUCUUCGAAGUGAAGAGUUCACCGUUUGCUGUGACCAACAUGUGUGAAGCCCGCAGCAGAACAGUCAACGGCAGGAAGAUCACCCUGAUAGACACCCCGGGAUUCCUCGACCCCACGACGGAGAACAGGAUCAAGUACGAGAUAGGCAAGUGCCUGACGCUGAGUUGCCCAGGACCUCACGCCUUCAUCCUGGUGCUGAAGGUGGCUCGCUUCACAACAGAAGAGGAGGAGGUCAUCAACAAGACUGUGGAGCUGUUUACACGCAGGGCUUUUAGACACUCAUUGAUCAUCUUCACCCAUGGGAAUGACCUGCAGGGUCAGACCAUUCAGCAGUUUGUAGGGGAGAGUAGUCCAGUCACGCCAAGCCCUCAGGCAGCAUCCUCAGCUCCACUGAAGAACCUAGUUGACAAAUGUGGUGGCCGCUACCAUGUCAUAGACAAUUUUUACUGGAAGGAGAAAAAGGAGGGUGAAUAUACCAACGUAGGGCAAAUAGAGAAGCUGUUUGACACCAUUGGAGAGAUGGUGCAGAGGAAUGAAGGACGAUAUUACACAGAAGGCCAUGCGGCAGAGGGAAGAGGCCCGUCACAGGGACUUAGAGGGAUGCUUAGCAAACUAUUUGCUCUGGGGAAGUUGUAUUCUAAACUUCCCUAAUAUUGCCAAAAACUCCCCCCACCAAAAACAAGAAUGCUUUAGAUAUUACUCAGUAGAGAUAACACGGUAAUCCCAGUUAGAUCUCGAGCACAUCCAAUUCCGUUUUUGUGCAGGGCCAAAGCUUAAAGUUCAUGGAUAGUCAAAUUACUGAAGAGUAGAGUCACACGUCGGUGUAAAAUUCUGCAGAUGACCAGUGCAAUUGCAACCCUACAGUUCGUAGUAUUUACACAUUAUUGAGCAGAAUUAACCCUGAAAAUGUUUAAAAGAGUAUAAGUAACAAUAUUUUUAUAUAACAUAUAGAACAGUAUUUUUUAUAUACUAUAUUAACACUGGCAUUGUCACUGUGUGGGAUCAGAGUAUGCAGAGUGGUAGAGCCAAAUUAAAGAAAGUAAUUUUGAUGAAUAUAUUUAUAUUUAUAUAUGGCAGAAGAAUAGUUAGUAAUGUUUAGACUUAUUGUAAUUGAAAUAUGAUAUAUUAUCUAUUAAUGCUGAGUUUUGAUUGGUAAGUAGGAUUCUAUGGGAUACGUGUUAUGUGAUCUAACGAGAGACGUGUCAUGUAUGACCUGUGAGGACAGAACACAUUGCUUUGAAACAUCUGACCUAGGACCAGUAUUACAUCUGUCAAUAUGUUAUGUGUGAUAUGUACCUUUGGAGAAUAGAGUCACUGAAGUGUAAUGUAAUGUAAUAUAACAUACCACUUGCAGUUAUAAUCUGCAUUACACUUACAUCUCAGCAUAAUCAUGACCUUCUCGUGUGAUCUCUUGUAUCUUCUGUCAUCAUGUUUCAUGUGCACUUAUGUGGGCCUUUCUGUCUGUUGUGUGAAAGGCAGUGAACUUCAUCAGAACAUCCAUACCCCUUUUGAGGCAAACGCAGCAUGUCCUCGCCACUUUUCACAAAUAAUAAUGCAAAAAAACCAGUGUAGAACUACCUGGACAAUCACAUUUCUCCAACACUUUCCAAGCCAAACCUAAAGCUUUGCAAACAACAAAACAAAAACAACAACAAAACAAAACAACAAACAUCCACUUGGUGCUACUUAAUUAUAAAACACAUAAUAAUAUAAAUGAUCAUCUCUGUUCUGUUCUCUGUUUGUCUGUGCAUGUUCUCAUUCAUACCAGUCCUGUUAUCCAAAUUGCUUACACUGUAAACUUCAAACACAAACUCCAAUUUCUCACAACUUAUCUCCCUCAGUCUGGUUUUGCUUCCGUUCUGAGGAACAUACCAACGUUUCUGGGGUUUUAUUUUUGUUCUAUGAUUUUGUUGGCAUUGCUACAAUCCCAUUGUUAUACAGAAUGUCAAUGUGUAUUGUUAAA
Messenger RNA from Engraulis encrasicolus (European anchovy), 4134 nucleotides. Its product is annotated as receptor-type tyrosine-protein phosphatase eta-like. The coding region runs from base 78 to 2822 and encodes 914 amino acids. Gene Ontology annotation, molecular function: GTP binding; protein binding; zinc ion binding. The record is from RefSeq and is a predicted model, not a curated record. NCBI's taxonomy places the organism in Eukaryota, Metazoa, Chordata, Actinopteri, Clupeiformes, Engraulidae. The transcript is spliced from 11 exons.